AUGAUCCCCCCCAAGGAGAAGGCCAGGGCUCCCAAGGACAGCAUGACGCUCCUGCCCUGCUUCUACUUCGUGGAGCUGCCCAUCGUGGCCUCCUCCAUCGUGACGCUCUACUUCCUGGAGCUGACGGACCUCUUCAAGCCGGCCAAGGUGGGCUUCCAGUGCUACGACCGGGCCCUCUCCAUGCCCUACGUGGAGACCAACGAGGAGCUCAUCCCCCUGCUCAUGCUGCUCAGCCUGGCUUUCGCCGCACCCGCCGCCUCGAUCAUGGUCGGGGAGGGCAUCGUGUACUGCCUGCAGUCCAGGCUGAAGGGACGCGCCGGUGCCGAGGGCAGCAUUAACGCUGGCGGCUGCAACUUCAACUCCUUCCUGCGCCGGACCGUAAGGUUUGUGGGCGUCCACGUGUUCGGGCUCUGUGCUACGGCCCUGGUGACGGACGUUAUCCAGCUGGCCACUGGCUACCACGCGCCCUUCUUCCUGACCGUCUGCAAGCCCAACUACACGCUGCUGGGCACCCCCUGCGACGCCAACCCCUACAUCACCCAGGACAUCUGCUCGGGCACGGACAAGCACGCCAUCCUCUCUGCCAGGAAGACUUUCCCAUCCCAGCACGCGACGCUCUCGGCUUUCGCUGCCGUCUACGUGUCGAUGUAUUUCAAUUCCAUCAUCUCGGACAGCACCAAACUCCUCAAGCCCAUCCUGGUCUUCGCCUUUGCCAUCGCUGCUGGCAUCUGUGGCCUGACCCAGAUCACCCAGUACCGCAGCCACCCCGCCGACGUCUACGUGGGCUUCCUGAUUGGCUCCGGCAUCGCUGCCUACCUGGCUUACCACGCCGUCGGCAACUUCCGUGCCCCGAUGGAGAGGGUCCCAGCGCCGGCGCCAGCCAAGGAUGCGCUGCGGGCACUGACGCAGCGGGGCCAUGACUCCGUCUACCACCAGAACAAGUCAGUGAGCACCGAUGAGCUGAACCCACAGACGCGGCUGGAGGAGGCGGCGCGGCCAGUGCCGCGGGAGAAGAACUCCCUGGGCAGCCUGAAGCGGGCCAGUGUGGACGUGGACUUGCUGGCCCCCCGCAGCCCCAUGGGCAAGGAGAACAUGGUGACCUUCAGCAACACCCUGCCCCGCGUCAACACCCCCUCCAUGGACGACCCUGCACGGCGCCACAUGACCAUCCAUGUCCCCGUGGACGCCUCCCGCUCCAAGCAGCUCAUCACCGAGUGGAAGCAGAAGUCACUGGAGGGCCGGAGCAUGAUGCUGGCGGAGGAGGCGGCACACAGCCGGGGCACGGGGGACGCCGGCGAGGAUGUCCCCCCCUCCCUGUACCCCACGGUGCAAGCACGCUCGGCCGAGCGGGCGGCAAUGGGCCCCCGCGUCCUCAUCCAGCCCCGGCCGGGCACCUCGCAGCUGGUGCACAUCCCCGAGGAGAGCCAGGCGGGCGCCAGCAUCCCAGCCAGCAGUGGGGCGGCCGUGCGGGCCAAGUGGGUGAUGGUGGCGGAGAAGGGGGGAGCGCAGCGGGUGGCCAACCCUCCGCGCCUGAUGCAGGUCAUUGCCAUGUCCAAGCAGCAAAGCAUGGUCUCUGUCACCCCCAAGCACUCGGAGACUUCCUCCUCCUCCACCAGCUCUGACUCCUCCCAGUACCGCUCGCCCUCUGAGCGGGACAGCUCCAGCAUCAUCACCAUCGACGCCCACGCCCCGCACCACCCCGUCGUCCACCUCUCCGCCGGCAAUGGGCCCUGGGAGUGGAAAUCGGGGCCGAAGGGGCCGGAGGGGCCGGACGCCUACGAACUGGGCGAGAUGGGGAAGGAUUUCCAUGGCUUCCGCCCAGCCAAGAGCGCCGGCGUCUCCCCUGGCUCCUCUGUCAGCGACCAGGAUGAGCCACGCUAUGGCAGCCUGGCCGCCAUCCCGGUCCCGGCGGGGGGCGGCGGGGAGCGGGGAGAUGCC
This is a messenger RNA of Aptenodytes forsteri (emperor penguin), 1938 nucleotides long. It is a transcript of the gene PLPPR3, whose product is annotated as phospholipid phosphatase related 3. NCBI's taxonomy places the organism in Eukaryota, Metazoa, Chordata, Aves, Sphenisciformes, Spheniscidae. The record is from RefSeq and is a predicted model, not a curated record. The transcript is spliced from 7 exons. Gene Ontology annotation, biological process: phospholipid metabolic process; signal transduction; phospholipid dephosphorylation. The annotation marks the transcript as partial. Gene Ontology annotation, molecular function: phosphatidate phosphatase activity.